GUCGCAAUGAUAUUUUAUGAGAAAGUAUGGAAAUAAGAUAAAAAAAAUGGAUUAAAAAUAUUUGCGAAUUUUUGAAAAAUGUAAAAAACCUAAUAAUAGCAUUAUUAAAGCAUUUACCGCUACAAACGAUCACAAAAAUCUAAUCAGCGGCCAUAGAAAGAUAACGCCUUAAGAAAGACAUUUCUUGAUGUAAACGGAAAUUUAUUCGCUUAUUACGCAGACGUACACAAAGAAAGAUUGUCAUCAGGACUAUUGCAGAAAUGUUUGUGGGAAAAUAAUGAGGCAAAAGUGAAAAAUGUUUCGAUUGUUCUGUAUUAAUAAGAGAUUGAGGCGGUAGACAUAUGCGUUCCCGUAUGUAUAUGGAUCAGUUGUAAUUAGUAUACUGAUGAGUUAACAAUGAAUCCAGCAUGCAGAAUUUCGCUCUAGAAAAUAUCGGAAUGGUGUCCAAAGUGUCCAGUGUUGCGAUAUCAGUUUUCCUGUUAUUCCUUUGCACACCUUUUGAAGUCAGAUCGGACAAUGUUCAAGAGCGCGGCCCGAUCCUGUUUCCAAGAAAUGAGGGAGACGAGGAAGCAGAUGGUAAUACAAGCAACGUAGUAAGAGUAUCUAAAAAUGAUAUCGCCGUAGUCGAGGCAACAACUUACCAAAAAGUCAAAAAGAAACACGCAAUCCAUGAUAACACUGCUCAGAUGAAGAAAAACUACGCAUUCUCGUACAACGUAGUAGACAGUGCGACAGGUGACGACUUCUCCCAUUCGCAAGUACAUACUGCUCAAAAAACCAAAGGCGAAUAUCGAGUAAAAUUACCGGAUGGCAGGGUACAGAUUGUCAAGUACACAGCUGAUAAAAACGGAUAUAAGGCUGAUGUCAGGUACGAAGAAGGUGGAUCUGCCAAAACUUUGCACGAGGAGUCGAACGGCCAUCCGAACAAAAUUCCAAUGACGGCGACGGUUCAAUUACAAUUAUUACCGUCAAACUCUAUCCAUCGAGCAUACUAUCAAGAUGCUAGAAGGACUGACACUGGUAGCAGUUUCACAACGGCACAUCCAAGCGUAUCACGUCCAACGCAUGUUCCGGCUUACCAUCCAGUUCAACUGCAUGGUCUUGGGGCACACAAAGGACGUCAAGACGAGCAGCUAUUUAACUGGACUACCUAUCGACAUUUUUAUUACCAGCAACUUUUCGAAGCAACAAAAUAUGAAAGUCUCAUUAUUAUCAAAAUUCGUAGAAAUGAACAAUCAUUUAAUGAUAUAGCUGAUCAUGAUUUCUGUUACAACGAAAAGAACCCCUCUAGUCGAAACACAAUCGGCGGCUUAAUUACUCACAAGCAAAAAGGUGGCAGAUCGUUUGGAUGUCGAGAUGUACACUUCCAAUGCUAAAGACUACCGAAUGAGGUACUAUCCGAUUCCAAGAAACGCUCCAUCCUUGCAUCAUACGGAGCUUAAAGAAUAUCCAAACAUCGUGAUAUCUCCGGAUGUUAUCAGCUACGCUGAGAGCGGCAUAGUGAUUCCAGUGACCAACCACAAUGAUAACAAUUUGGUAGAGUUUGUGGCCACACCCACGCCUGUGCCGACCCCAACACCUACCGCAUUCCUGGUAUUGGACCAUCAUGGACAGAUAGUGGAUACCUACCGUUUAGUAGCACCAUCUACAGCAGCGUCAUCUGUGGCUAGCUGAUUUAUAAUCCAGCCACUAUUAUAAUAAUAAGAUUGGGUUGCACCAAAUAAUAAACAUCAAGCUCAGUGCACAUGUGUAUAAAGGUUCAUUUUACAAAAUAUAUUUAAAACAUGAAUGAAAAACAUUGUUACAGAAACAUAAAC
Acanthoscelides obtectus is the source of this 1817-nucleotide messenger RNA. The record is from the annotation of a GenBank genome assembly. Lineage: Eukaryota; Metazoa; Arthropoda; Insecta; Coleoptera; Chrysomelidae.